This is a messenger RNA of Schistocerca gregaria, 6726 nucleotides long. Its product is annotated as nuclear pore complex protein Nup205-like. Gene Ontology annotation, biological process: nuclear pore organization. Bases 1 to 6726 code for a protein of 2241 amino acids. Gene Ontology annotation, cellular component: nuclear pore; nuclear pore inner ring. Gene Ontology annotation, molecular function: structural constituent of nuclear pore. The transcript has 2 exons. The record is from RefSeq and is a predicted model, not a curated record. Lineage: Eukaryota; Metazoa; Arthropoda; Insecta; Orthoptera; Acrididae.
AUGGAUUCUAAGAUCACAUCAGCAGAUCUACUACACACGAUUUCUUCUUGUCUGCAUCACACAAGUCCUGAGUCCUCACGCAACUUGCAGAUUCUUCUGAGACAACACCACUCGACGUUUUUGGAUCCCUUAUAUAAGCAGCCAUGUAGUCCAGACGACAGAAAGACGGUGUUAUCGAGGGAGUUUGAAAUUCAUGGGACAAGGCGUAGACUAUCAGAAGAUUUCUCGCGCCGAGCCAUAAUGCUAUCAGACAACUUGCAGCUGAAUGAAAUCUCAUGCGUACAGCUGCUUUGGCGCGCUUGCGAAACUCAGCAGCGCCAUAUUGGCACGACGAUACAGGAGAUCGCCGAGUAUAUUUUUUACAAAGAAAGGUUGUCGGUUUUGCUUUCUCUCUUGAUGUUGUUCGGCGCUAGAAACAACGCCUCGAUUGAUUCAGACGUCUCAAGCCUGGUGAACAAGUUCACGGACGAACUGCUGUCGGAGGGACUAGUCAAGAAGUUGAUUGAACUGAUACGCGAGCGAGCGUCACUAGAAGAAGAAGAGGCGGCCCAGUUGGGCAAUGACACAUUGACUCUAAACACACCGAGCGAACCUAGUUCUAACGAGAAGUGGAUUUACAAGCGCAAAGAGCGGCAAUGUCUGACCGAGAUUCUGCUCUACAUCGCUUAUCAAACUACGAUACAAUCUGAAGAUAUACUGCUUAUUCUGGAUCUGGCUAGAGAAGUGUCUAUCAGAUGUGGGAACUCGUGGAUUGUACAGAUAGCGGAAAACAGCAACAUGGCGCACUCACUCUUACAGGUUAAUUACUGCUUGUUGGCAGUGCUCGUUUGCGUCUUGGACGUUUGUUCUGAGCACGAUUUGGUCAAUCCGAAAACAGGCGAGAGGAGGUCCAAUAGCUUUUUAGAGAACCAAGAUUUUGUCAAUUUUAACAAAAAACUUUUAAGCAAAUGGAAGGCGGACGGUCAUGCCCCGGAAUCGCACCAAUAUUUGAUACAGCCCAUCAUCGUAAUGUCUUGGGCCUUAUUUCUGAAGAAGCAUGCCACGAGGAGGUACCAGGGAGGCUUUCGAGCUAUGGAGGCGUACGCUUCGAGCGACGCCGAAUCUUCCGUUCUGAAUUCGCUUUUGAAGGAGGACUACAUCGAUUCGCUGGUGACGAGGGCCAUUGGCGAAAACUUUAGCGAGGCGCUGACGAAAAUCAUCGAGCACCCUAUAUUUUCCGGAGAUAAGGACAAGCACGUCUAUUUAGAAAUUUUUGAUGAGUUGAUUCGCUCGUUCUUGGACGUUUUCAGCGGAAAGGUCAGAGAAAUCAAGAACGAAGAGGAGGAAGGGCUUCGCUCUCAGGAGGCCUACCUGCAAUACAACGUGGGUCCCAAGCCAAUGUCGGUUCCCAGAUAUUUUGGGCAAUUUUUGAAGCUGAUUUCAGCGUUGUACGACGAGCAGCCGUCUUUGGCGAUUCGGUUUUGGGACAAGACAAAUUAUCCAAACUUGUCUCAGUUUGUGCGCAUGUCUGCGGACAACCUGUUCGAGGCGAAUUUCGUGGCCUACAUGAGCAUGCUGUGUUCGUUGGCGUCCGGGGAAUACUGCGCGCAGAUGGCCUUUUGCUUUUUGGAAGACUCUUCCAGAAAAUACAUCAAUUGGAAUCACUUUUUUCGAGCGCUCGACAAGUAUUUUUUGGAAUAUCAGGAACCAGCGUAUGAGGGAUCCGGAUACUACGACCACAGAAGAUACGUCGGGCAAACGGGCGCGUCGAGGACUAUCAGACCGGAAGAAGUCGGAGCGCUGGAAGCCAUAUUGAAGAUGAUGCAGAAGGUGUUAAAGUGGAGCGCCCAAGUUCGAAAAAUAAUUUUGGACAACCCGGAGUGGCGCGUUUUGCAAGUUCUCUUCCAGCUGUUGACCUGCCCUAUUGAUCCGGGGCUGAAGGCGCACCUCAUCCGGACUAUUACGCAGUUCGCCCGAGACGCAAACGUUCAACCGCGUAUUUGGCAGUAUAUGAACGCGCUCCAAAUCCUGCCCUCAAACAGCAUCACGUCGUCGCCGCUCAACGAAAACUUAUACAACCAAAGGACGAAUACGGCCGUGAAGCCGGGAAGCGUGUUCGGUUCCAAGAACACAACGCUCAUAGGCAGCAUCCGGUUUGAGCUUCUGGAAAUCGAAUCGGAAAGGAAAGAAUAUCCUUACACAAUUGCGUUUCUAGACCUUCUCAACAUGCUGUUGACGGAUCACUAUUACGGUAACCACGACACGCUGGCGGACAUCGACCUCUGGUCGUACGUCGAUUUCGUGAUUCACGACGUGUUUGAGAGGUUUAAUCAGCGAGGGUACAAGGACCUCAAGGACCAAUGGAGCAUGGCGCGCCCGUCUCUCCGAAUCUUGCUGGCGGUCCUUCGGGACGCGGUAAAUCUUUUUUGCUUCGAAGAAUUCGGCGAAAUGAAGAGGAAGAGUGUGACGGGCGGCCACAUCGAGACCACGAAUUUGGAGCCCCACCACCACAGUUCGACGUUCAAUCCGGAGAUUCGAUACGGCGUCACUUGCCUUCGUCUUUUCGGCUAUUUUCUUCAAAAGUCCUCUCUUUUGAAAAAGCUAAUUACCAUUAUCGUCUACGGCCACGAACACCUCGCCAAUAGGGUGUUUGCCGGGUCGGGCACGGACUUCGAGGCGUCCAUUCGCUACUGCCUGCUAAUUAUAGAAACAGUUUUGUUGUACCAGGACUACUUUCUCGCGCCAAACGUCUCUUCGCAGCUAUCGGCCGGGCUUGACCAGAAGCCGGAAGACGGCAACCAGGUUCUGUUCGAGCGCAUUGACGAGACGCAGCGGGUCAUGCUGACGCCCCUGCACGAGCUACUCUUGAGCGAGCUCAGUGGGAUUUCCGCGAUCGCCAUGUACAUUGCCUAUCCGCACGACGAGACCAUCAGCAGGCUGUCGGUCUCCAUUAUUCACCUGCUGUCUCGUCCGACUUCCAUGUCGUCGAAGCUCGUCCGAGUGAUCACGAGGCAGGGCAUCUUGACCAACUGGAUCGCCGGAUACGUUGAAAAGUUGGAACAGGAAGACCGGUCCUACGAGGACGAACUCGCUCAGGUGGAAAUCGAGAACAGAGGCGCGCACGCGGACGACAAGUACUACUGGACCAAGAAUGCGCCGCCCGUGCGUGAGGCGAUCUUGAACAUGCUGUUGGAGUGCGCGACGCAGCCAGCGCCGAACCUGACACAGCUGCUGAUUGGGAUUUCGCCCACGGAAAUCAUUAGUUGUCGAAACGCCUCGAACAAAGUCAAGGUGAGCGGCAUAGGUCACUCUCUGUCUCACAGUGGUGCGUGGACGACUUCGCAGAGCAGCUUGAAAUCGACUUCCGAGCCAAAUGGCAUUUCCAUUCUGGAAGUGCUCGUGCGGUUGGUGGACCAGCAGCACUCAGCGACGACAUCUCCGAAGUUGGCCUGUCUGGUCCAGCAGUUGAUAUACACGUUGCUGAAGCAGUCGUCCACGCAAUUUCGAGUCACGCGAUUUUUGAGGUCGCAGCAGCAGGACUUCUUUUAUCGACAGCUGGCGGCCACCAACACGUCCUCCAUGCCAGGCCGCACUUCGGUGGAGCAGAAUUUGGAGGAGAGUCAGACUCUGCUGACCAUGCUGAUGGAACAGAGGGGAUGGAUGCUGAAAUCGGUUGCCUUAGAGUUGCACACAACCCACGGCACGCAGCGCUCGUAUACAAUGCGGCUGUUGAACGUUUUGUACUCGCAGCAUCUGGGGGGCGUCGACUCGUCGGCGAAAGAGAGCGAAGAGGGCGAAAGUUACAGUCGCGCCGAGUGGCAGAACGAUUUGUGUGAGAACUUAAUAGAGCAAGAGAGAAUGAAGAUGCACGAAUUUUUGGAUCCUCUGGGACUGUCCAUAUCUGAGCCAGAGCUGACCAUCGAGGGCUUUUUUUAUUACAAGGAAAUUCCCGCGAACGCGUCCGGCGGCGGAAUGGGGGCGGGUUCGGCGGCGCUGAAUUUGAACGUGUUGACGGAGCUAGACGAACGCAGGUUUCCCAAAAUUAACAUGCAGGGAUUGAAGGCGCAGCUGGCGGCGCACCAAGCAAGGCUGGAGUCUUUGUACGCGCUGACGGCGGAUCAGUGCGAAGAGAUGGCGAGGGAAAAGGAGGUCAUUCUCCAACGCGCGACAGCGUGGAACCGCUUUUACCAGAUGUUGGGGGCGCAGUUUCACCUUUUUGAGGGCUGGCAGCAGGUGUUGGAAGUGACCUUGCUCGAGUGCGGUCACUUACUGGGAGACCAGGUCAAAGAGGUGAUGGUGUUCGAAAUUAUCGAGGCGGUUCUGAGCCAUUUCAACAGCAGGUCUGACGUUCACUUGCAGAUUCGCUGGCCGCUGAGUUCGUGUAUUUUGCUGUUGAUGACAGAGCUGAGGCAAGUGCAUACGUUGAACCCCCUGGUUUGGGCGGCGGCAAACGAGAAAAGCUCGAAGACCGUGGACUUGGAAACGAUAGCCGGUCCGACGACAGAGCCCGCCUAUUCGUCAGUGAGCAAAGCCGGGGGAAAGGGGAAUGUAGCGGACUACGAGCGCGUACAUUUUGAAAGGCUGAACGGCGGCGCGGGGCCGGUGCGAAACGGGCUGGCAGACAUGAGCUUCUCCUUGGCGACAGGAGAGGAGAUGUAUCACUCGGUCAUAUCGGUUCAUCAAAUGCUGACGAUAUUUCGCGCGUUGACAACUGCCACGUUGAAGCAAGGAAAUACUUGCGAUAUUCGGUACAAUUUGUACGGUGCAUUGUUGCAUUAUUUUCAGUUCACAUUGAGAGCGACGACCUGGCUGUCUAGCCACGCAAUGUUGGAGACGUCUCCGAUAGCCGGUGACGCGGAGGAGUUGGCGUCGAUCAAGAUGCACGCUCAGAUUUUGCAAAGAGAACGCCAGCUCUAUUCUAGAACUGUCAAGCACCUACACACCGUGAUAGACGCACUACUGGAAGUCAUUGCAACGGACGCAAGUGACGCCCCCGCGCUGCACAAGUCCGUGGCCUACGCGACGUUGGACGCAUUGGCGAGGUAUGAGCAUGGGUGGGCGGGCCAAUCCAGUUACCAGGAACUGAAGCAGGGGCUAUCGAGGUCGAAGGCCGGCGGAAUCAAGUGGAUUUUGCACUUGACCCAGCGAGGGUUUCUGAGGUACUUUUUGGAAGCGAUUAUUUUGGAAGACGACCAGGCUCUAAAACAAAUUUUGACGUCUUCGGCAAUAUCCAUGAGCGCGCUGUACGUGUUCGAAAGCAAAAUGUCGAUGUUGCUGAGCAUAUCGUCCACGCCAACUGGCGCGACGACGUUGAUCGACUUAGGGCUCUUGCAAGUGCUACGGGACUUUCAGUGCAUAGACCAACGACCGGAUGGAUACCAACAGCUUCUAGAAACUGAAAAGCAGAGAGCACGGUUGUACCAGACGAAGGAAGAAGGAAAUUGCCUGCCGGAAAUGAUGGAGCCGAACAAGUCCGUCUAUUCGAUUCACGAAGAAAUUCUGAUGCCAGUUUUGAGGCUUUUAGUGGCGGUUUUAACUCAGCUGCCUAGAAAUUCAAAUAUUGUCUCGCAAGUUAUUCAAUGGCUAGACACACACUCAGAGCUCGUCACGGAACUCUUGAGAGACCAGAGAUUGGUACCGACUGCCCAAUCGCUCCAACAACUUACGCUGAUCACUGGCAUCUUCUACCACCUGUCACCUCAUCGCUCGUUGAUCAGCCAGCGUCUGCAAGCGUACUCCAAAUACCAGCAGCUCCUCCUGAUGCUUCUGGUCAAGUACAUAGGGCCCAGCCACUCAAACGAAGAGCUCAAAGAAGAUGCCUCCACACCUCGCGUACGCUGGAAACAGCUCAAAAACGAGGAAUUCGAUCUUUUGUGUUCAGAUUGGAUCAAAUUAUUAAGAAACCUGAUCGGCAUCUGCCGACGCCUGUCCAUAUGUUCCUUGUCUACCUCUGAAUCAUACGAUCAAUGGAACACUUGGCUACACACUGGACAGUCUAUUGUCCUCAGUAUGCACCACCCGACUGCUGUUCUCUUCUCGCCAUCUAUCACCGCUACGUCGUCUCUCUCUCCGUCCAGCUGGCCCAUGCCCGCCAGCCCGCACCCCUCUGCCUCUCUCCCCAUAGAGCAACCCGUUUCCAGAGACCACCCACCUCUCUUCGUCCUGAUCCUUCACCUGAAAGCGUGUCUGAAUCAAAUUCAGGCCGCGCGCAAAGAAAUCGCCUCAGUCCGCUCGAAACUCGAUAACGCCUCUCAACUGAAAAGCGAAGAGCUGCUGGAAAUCAUUCACGCGUCUUCCUCCACCGUCUGCUCGCUGGGCAUCACCGACCAAGAACUCAUCAACACGGCCACUGACCACUACCCCCUGUUUCAGCUCCAACAAAUCACCCAAUACCUAUUGGGGCUCAAACAGGUCCAGCAACAAUCUAAAAUCUCGCUUCUGUACCACAUUAUCGAGAACGCCCUCCUGAUCUUAUGGAAACACCUGACGCACUAUUUGCAUUGUCACAACGAAGAACAAGUCAAAGAGACGGCCGGCAGCCCAUACAAAAUGCACCAAACGCCCGUAGGACAAGACAUGCUCAUCAACAAAAUAACUUUCGACAAAAAGCAACUGCUCAGGGAGGCCACUUCAUCACUCGAUACGCUGUUCCAUGGACUAGAAAAACUGCCCGUCCUAGCGGAAAGAAAAACACAUAUCAUACCUAUUUGCAUUCGAAGACUGAAAGAUACCCUCAAAAUGCACUAA